Penaeus indicus is the source of this 3089-nucleotide messenger RNA. Its product is annotated as ras-related and estrogen-regulated growth inhibitor-like protein. Gene Ontology annotation, molecular function: GTP binding; GTPase activity. The record is from RefSeq and is a predicted model, not a curated record. The coding region runs from base 440 to 1168 and encodes 242 amino acids. The transcript is spliced from 7 exons. Lineage: Eukaryota; Metazoa; Arthropoda; Malacostraca; Decapoda; Penaeidae.
UGCGAGAAAACAGUAGCGCCAGAAGAAGCUGUACGGUUACCUUGUGUUACCUGUGUCAGUUACUACUGCCUUGUCAUGCCUGGUGGUCUCAGUCUAUUCACUCGCGCCGCCGCAGAUCACGCUGCUUUGUAGUAAUUUUUUAUGGUUCAGUGCAACGUUUGCUGAAUGACUCGAAAGUUCGUGAGAAAGAGAGGAUUACGGAUAGACUGAAGUUUUAUUAAAGAUACGCAUCUUCAAUUACUCAUAUUAUAGAAGAAAAUUUUUAAACAGAAGUCCAUAAGUGCUGUUUUGAAAGCAUUUCUGUGUAUAACGAAGGUGAAGUAAAAAAAAUAAAAUUAUCGUAAUAUAGUGUUUUCAAGACACUACUGGAAGAACAAGCAGGACUCUACAUAACUCUAUCAAGCUGAAGUGCGGGUGCGUUGGCGACUCUCGAUCCAAGAUGGUUCUGGACACAAAGUUUAGAAUGCGUUCUCCCGACCGUGAGAGUCAGAACGGACAGGCCAGGCUGGCCGUCAUCGGCAGUAAGGCAGUCGGAAAAACAGCUCUCACUGUGCGAUACUUGACCAAGAGAUUCAUCGGAGAAUAUCAGUCCGACACAGAUAUGAUGUACAAAGCCACGAUGGCGGUGGACGGCUCCAAGAUAAUGCUGGAGAUACUUGACCUGUCGUCGAAUCUGGACGAGGUGGUCGUGCCUCGCGAGACGGUGACGUGGGCGGAGGCGUGGCUGGUGGUGUACUCGAUCACGUCGUGGGAAACGUUCCGAGUGGCGGUGCGGGCGGUGGAGGCGGUGGCGGCGGCGUGCGGCGGCGACCAGCCCAAUCCGCCGGUGCUCAUCAUGGCCAACAAGAAGGACCUGGAACAUAUCAGACAGGUUCCAGAGAGCGAAGGCAGGAAGCUGGCAGAGCAAUAUGGUUGUCGGUUCGUCGAAGUUUCAGCGGCUGAGAUGGUGUCUCAGGUCAACGACUCGAUCGACGGCCUCUUGCGCCAAGUGUCUCAACUGAAGGGCCAGACGUCCCCAAGGCUCCGUAAACUCAGCGUUUCGAAGAUGUUUAAUCAGCUAAUGAACCGCACGAGCUCGGGAGGGAGUCACCAAGAGCACCGCGCGGUCAUGCCCCGAGUCUCGAUCAGAGACCGAGCUCGGAAGAGAGGUCACAUCCGCCAGAGUUGAAGGGGAAGGGAGGCGGCGGAGAGCCGGAUUGGAGGAGAUAUGGAAAGUGGACAAGAUGUUGUGGUGGCGAAAGUCGCACUGCUGGAUCAGCGGCAGGCGGUGAAGUGAAGCUGUUUGUGGUGUCAGUGACCUGCCAUUUGAUUUGCUUCCAUGGCUGCCUUGACCUAACGAUGACUUGGCGAACGAGAGGGGGAAGGUUACACUGAACAGCAGGUUCAAGUGUUAAACAUUUCUAAAAUGGCUGGCACUGACAUUUCUGUUUCUUUUUUAAGCGGAAAAUGUUCCCAGAAAAUAAGUAAGCGUAUACUUCAGUACAUUGGAUCUGAAAAGAGAGAUCGCACAAAAAUCGAGAUUGUGGUCUUAAUGUACCUGUUUUACUGAUUUAUUCGUAUGCAGAAAAACUGAGUCAAGUUUCUGCCAUGGCAAAUGCUUGUAGCAGCCGCCGGUAAUGAAGUAUUUAGAUUAUAGUUUUAUUUCAAAUGGCUCAUAUCUCACGGCUGAUGAUAUUCGGUCUUUUCUUAUGAAUCUGAUAUAUGAAACGGAAGCAAAUAAUCGAACAGGUUUAUCUAAAAUGUGUAACAGUAAAUAUUUUGUUACUGUUUUUAGAGAGAAGGCUGGGCCUCCAGUGUUUAGCUCCUGGGAUAUCGCUAUGCCAGAGCACGAAUGGCCACACAAAUACUUGGUGCAUCCGUACAUAUAAACAGAGAAGUAGCUUGUUUUGCGUAUGAUUUGCGAAUCAACGUUUUCUGCUUAACUUGCAAAAUUGACAUAGAUUCAUGACUGUCCAUGGAGGUUUUGUCACCAUUAAGUGAAAUGGAGUUCGCUUGUUAAAUUACUUUUUGACGACUCUCGACUAAUGAGAAACCCCAUGAAAUCCAUCUCCUCGACUGUACUGCAUAUAGUUUUAUGUCCAUUUGGUUAUACAUUUUAUCAACUUAUGUAAUAUAUAUAUGUGUGUGUGUGUUAAGAGAGAAAGAGGGGGAGAGGGAGAGAGAGAUAGAUAGAUAGAGAGAGAGAGAGAGAGAGAGAGAGAGAGAGAGAGAGAGAGAGAGAGAGAGAGAGAGAGACACACACACACACAUUUUUUCUUUUCUCUUUUUUUCUUUUUUUAUUAGCUUUCGCAUACCUCUGAAAGGGUUCAAUCUGAACCCCACGGAGAUUGAUUUGUUUUUCUCCAAGUAUUUGAGAGCAUUUUGAUUCACUCUAUAGCAGAAAACUUUCAUAUUUCAGUAAUGUUAAGGAAGAAAUUCCUUUUUUUUAAUACUUCAAAAGAAUACCGUAAAUCUGCUAUGACAUUCUUUGGCGUGUUUCCGCGAUGUUGUGAACCGGUUGGCGUUGUGAUGGCGAGACAUUGCCCAGCGACAGUAAGCUAAAUGGACAUCCGGGCUCGCAUCUGCAGGACUUAAGUUGCUACGGCCUCUCCAGAUGCAGGCUGAGGGAGCGGGACUUCCUCGGCAAACAGAAUAAUCUCCUUGUGAUUAUUUUUAUUUUUCUCUCCUUUCAGAAUACAACUUGACCGUGCAUUCUCAUUUUGCAUUUCAUUUUGCAGCAGGUUAUUAUUUGUCUGAUUUUAAACAUAUCAUUUGCGCGAGGAUAUGCUAUAACCGUAUUUUCUUUUUAAUAUUUCCUCUUUUUCACCUAGAUGUGUCUUUGAAUGUUGAAGAGUGAAUGUUCACGGCGGACCACGGUGAUGGACCCUGAUUUUUUUCUAGAUUAUAUAAUUUUCUCCAAUUCGUGGGUUUCCUGUCGUUCAAAAACAGUCCUCUUAAUUGUUGGAGUUGAGUCUUUCACACACGUAAUUUUGUUUGAUUUUCUCCGGUAAUUUUAUUACAAGUUUAAGUUAUUCAUUAUGAUGUUUCAUCAUUUUGAUUGUUAUUCCUGGUCAUCACCAGCUUGUGAGUGAUAUACAUAUAUAUAUAUA